AUGUCCGAGACGUCGCAGCUACCUCGCCCGCCAUUGGAUCGUAUCCCUAGUACACCGCGGCUAUCAAUCACCCGCUUCCGCAACAUUGCUUCCGCCUUGCAAGAAAACAUGACGGCCACUUGGGAAGCCAGCGCCAAAGCAAAGCGCGAGUCCAUACUCGCUGCCAUACCACCUGAAUGGCGUCUCACCACCAUCCCCACUGUAGAAGAACAACCGGAUGUAACAACAUACAUGCAGCGAUUCCUCACCUCCUCUGAAGUAACAAUGACUCAGUCCCCCGCCAAUGUCAUUGCUUCCAAAAUCGCAGCAGGUGUUUGGACCGCUGAAUCCGUCACUCUCGCCUUCUGCCACGCCGCCUCCCUAGCUCAUCAACUUCUCUCUUGCCUGCAUGAGAUCUUCUUCGACGCUGCAAUUGCCUCGGCGAAGGAACUAGAUGCCUACUACGCCACCCACGGUCGAACUGUGGGCCCCUUGCACGGCGUCCCCGUGUCGCUCAAGGAUCAAUUCCACGUACGAGGCGUAGAAACCAGCAUGGGGUAUGUGGGCUGGUUGGGCACUUUUGAGGGGGUCAAGGGCACAGGCAACGAAAAGGUGGUCGAGAGUGAGAUGGUGGAGUUGCUGAGGCGGGCGGGCGCAGUGCUCUAUGUCAAGACGAGUGUGCCGGCUACGCUGAUGUCUGGCGAGACGGUGAACAAUAUCAUAGGGUAUACGCUGAAUCCGAAGAACAAGAGACUGACGGCCGGGGGGAGCAGUGGGGGAGAGGGUGCCUUGAUCGGGGCGAGAGGGUCACCCGUAGGUCUGGGCACAGACAUCGGUGGAAGCAUCCGUAUCCCAGCUGCUUUCAACGGCCUCUACGGUCUACGUCCCUCGACAGGUCGUCUCCCUUACCACGGCAUGGCGAAUUCUAUGGACGGACAAAAUGCCGUUCUCUCCGUCGUGGGACCGCUCGCCACCAACGCCGCCUCCCUACGCCUCAUCACACAGGCCAUCCUACAGCAAGAACCGUGGAACGUAGACCCCGCCGUCCACGAAAUCCCAUGGCGCCCAGAUCCCGAGCAAGACAUCCAGAACCGCGCCACUGGCUCAGACGGCGGCCUCGUCUUCGCCGUCAUGCGAACAGACGGUAUCAUCACACCGCACCCGCCCGUCCUCCGCGCCAUCGAUCAAACCGUCACCGCACUACGCAAUGCCGGCCAUGAAGUCCUCACCUGGACGCCCCCCAGCCACCAAGAAAUCAUAGACACAGGCUUCAACGCGUGGAUCUUCGACGCAGGCGCCGACGUCAAAUCCGCCUUUGCCCUCUCCGGUGAACCCAUGCCCCCACAAGUCUCCUUUUACAACACCAUAGCCCCGGACGAGGAAUUCACCGCCUCCCGCAUCGCAGCGACGAACCGCAAGCUGCGCGGUCUGCGCAGAGCCUAUCUCGCGUACUGGGCCAGCACUGCGCAGGCGAGCCGGAGCGGACGAAAGGUGGACGCGGUCGUGUGUCCCGUUGCGCCGUUUGCGAGCGCGAGACGGGAGCGGUAUGCAUAUUAUGGGUAUUCGACUUGGGUGAAUGCGCUGGAUUAUACGAGUGUGGUUGUGCCGGUUUGUACGGUGGACAAGGGAAUUGAUGGCCGUGUUGGCGCGUUUUCGGCCUUGAGUGGGUUGGAUGAGGAGAUUCAGGAUGAUUAUGAUCCGGAUAUCUACGACGGUGCACAUGUUAGUGUGCAGAUUGUGGGGAGGCGAUUGGAGGAGGAGAAGAUGUUGGGGAUCGCAGAUUUCUGUCUGUUCAAGGGGAUUCUAGCUGAGAUGUGCUGCGCUAUUCGGACCCUCACCGUCGAGUCCCGCACUAUCGAACUCCACAAGUACGACUAG
This is a messenger RNA of Plenodomus lingam JN3, 1857 nucleotides long. RefSeq lists its product as uncharacterized. The record is from RefSeq and is a predicted model, not a curated record. Lineage: Eukaryota; Fungi; Ascomycota; Dothideomycetes; Pleosporales; Leptosphaeriaceae.